UGUUUUUUAUUUGCAGUGUUUUAAUGGCUGGAAGAAGAGUUGUUGUCUUUCCCUCCUCAGCUGAGCUGGGUCCAGCAUUGGCUCACCUGGUCACGUCACGAGCUGAGAAGUCCAUUGCUUCCAAUGGCAGGUUCACCCUGGGUCUCUCAGGAGGGAGCCUUGUGUCCAUGCUCAGCAAAGAGCUGCUUGCUCUGCCCCAGCUGGACUGUAGCAAAUGGGUGGUUGGUUUCUGUGAUGAGCGGCUGGUUUCUUUCACUGAUCCAGAAAGCACAUACGGCCUUUACAAGAGUCAGUUGUUUUCCAAAAUCAACAUUCCUGACAGUGGAAUCUUGACCAUUGACUCCUCUCUGCCAGUGGAUAAGUGUGCAGAGGAUUACACAUGCAAAUUGAAAGAGGCCUUCCCAGGAGAUGACUUCCCUGUGUUUGACCUGUUACUGCUGGGUAUGGGACCAGAUGGACACACUUGUUCUCUUUUUCCAGACCAUCCCCUUCUAGAGGAAAAACAGAAGAUUGUGGCUCCCAUCAGUGACUCUCCAAAACCACCACCACAGCGCGUCACUAUGACUCUCCCUGUAGUGAACUCUGCACGCUGUGUGGCCUUUGUCUCAACAGGUGGAAGUAAAGCUGCUGUUUUGAAGGAUGUUCUGGAGGGUGGAAAAGCUCCAGCGUACCCAGCAGCUCGUGUCCUCCCAACCAGUGGUGAACUGUUUUGGCUCAUUGAUGAACCUGCUGCUACUGCCUUGACUAUCCAAGUUGAAAGGCUGGGUGCAGAAGCCAAACUUUAAAGCUCCUGGUCUGAUGAUGAAUUAGGAUACCAACACUGUUUAUAAGGAAGUACUGCAUUGGUGACAUGUUGCACUAGGAUGCAUAGAUAAAUAAAAAAAAUAUGCUUUUGUAACUUAGUACUUUCAGUGUGUGUAUAAAUGUAAUUUGCAUUGGGAUGUCUAACCUAAUCUUACUUAAGAACACCAAUUAAAAUACAA
Molecule: messenger RNA, 983 nt
Organism: Cyprinodon tularosa
Lineage: Eukaryota; Metazoa; Chordata; Actinopteri; Cyprinodontiformes; Cyprinodontidae
Gene: pgls
Product: 6-phosphogluconolactonase
Exons: 5
Coding region: 24-785 (253 amino acids)
Biological process (GO): carbohydrate metabolic process; pentose-phosphate shunt
Molecular function (GO): 6-phosphogluconolactonase activity
Source: RefSeq, a predicted model, not a curated record